Rhizophagus irregularis DAOM 181602=DAOM 197198 is the source of this 1428-nucleotide messenger RNA. RefSeq lists its product as uncharacterized. The record is from RefSeq and is a predicted model, not a curated record. Gene Ontology annotation, molecular function: FAD binding; oxidoreductase activity. NCBI's taxonomy places the organism in Eukaryota, Fungi, Glomeromycota, Glomeromycetes, Glomerales, Glomeraceae.
AUGAACAAAUAUCCACCAAAAAAAUUGAUCAAAGAUAUUGAUUCUACUGAUGUUCAAAAUUUUAAGUUAUCAUUUAAUUCUUCUACCAAUGUAUUAUCAGAAGGUGAUGAAGGUUAUGAAAAAAGUAUAAUAAGAUGGGCUGAUAACGCAAUUAAAAAGGCGGGAAUUGUUGUUCAAGCAACUUGUCUUGAUGAUAUCGUUAAAACUGUUAAAUUCGCUAGUAAAAAUCAUUUGGAUUUUGCCGUAAGUUGUGGUGGUCAUUCAAGUUCUGGUACUUCAAGUUCUGAAGGUGGUGUAGUAUUAGAUAUGAGAAAGUUAAAUAAAGUAAGAGUUGAUGUUGAAAAGAAAUUAAUUUAUGCUCAAGGUGGUGCUUUAUUCGGUGAUGUUGAUAAUGAAGCUUGGAAAUAUGGUUUGGCUACUGUAGGUGGUAUAGUUGAUCAUACAGGAAUUGGUGGUUUAACUUUAGGUGGUGGUUUUGGUCAUUUGACAGGUAGACAUGGUUUAACGAUCGAUAAUGUGGUGGGUGCCACCAUUGUUACUGCUGAUGGUGAAGUGAAAGAAUUAUCUGAAUCCAAGAACAAAGAUUUAUUUUGGGCAAUUAGAGGUUGUGGUGCUAAUUUUGGUGUUGUCUAUGAAUUUAUUUAUAAAGCACAUGAACAAAAGGAAGUUUUUGCUGGUGUUAUAGCUUAUCCUGCUGAAAAAUUAGAUACUAUUAUUGAAGCUAUUAAUAUUUGGCUUAAAAAUCGUCGAUCAGAAAACGAAGGUAUGGCAGUUGUUAUUUCUAGAUCUCCUCCAGAAAAUAAGCCAAUUAUUGCACUCCUGUUAUUUUCUAAUGAUCCAUCGGAACAAGUUUUUAGAGAAAGAUAUUCAGUUAUUUAUAAUUGUGGUGAACCUAUAAUGGAACAAGUAGGAUGUAUGCCAUAUCCUAAAUUAAAUACUUUAGCAAAUGGAUUCGCUAGCUUUGGAGAUCGUAAAGCAAUGUUUAAUGCUCAUAUUACUCAUUUAGAUCUUUCAAAUAUUCGUGAAGCUUAUAAUUCUUAUAUUAAAUUUACUGAUGAAAAUCCAACUACCUCUCAAUCAUACCUUGCAUUUGAUUUAUAUGGUACUGAAAAAUUUUGUUCUGUACCUACUGAUUCAACAGCAUUUUAUCCUCGUAAACCUUUUUAUAAUGUAGUUAUAGUUCAAAGAUGGUUAAAUGAAAAGGAUGAUAAAAUUGUUUAUGAUUGGGCAAAAAAGAUACAAAAUAUUAUUAGUAAUGAUGAAGAAAAAUCUCUUUAUGUUAAUUUUGUUGAUAUGUCAGAUGAUAUAGGAUAUAAUGAAAAUAGAAUAAAAAGUACUUGGGGUGAUAAUCUUGAAAAAUUGAAAGAAUUGAAAGGAAAAUAUGAUCCAAAUGUUUUCUUUAGAAAAGGUGCUAUCAUUUGGCCAUAA